Paramormyrops kingsleyae is the source of this 1113-nucleotide messenger RNA. NCBI's taxonomy places the organism in Eukaryota, Metazoa, Chordata, Actinopteri, Osteoglossiformes, Mormyridae. The record is from RefSeq and is a predicted model, not a curated record.
AUGGAAGGCGCUCCCCAGGUGGCUUCGACCGGCUUCCAGGUUGGCGUAGGCGCUCCCCAGGUGGCUUCGACCGGCUAUCAGGUUGGCGUAGGCGCUCCCCAGGUGGCUUCGACCGGCUAUCAGGUUGGCGUAGGUGGUCCCAAGGUGUCGGGGACCGGCUAUCAGGUUGGCGCAGGCGCUCCCCAGGUGGCGGCAACCGGCUUCCAGGUUGGCGUAGGCGCUCCCCAGGUGGCUUCGACCAGCUAUCAGGUUGGCGUAGGUGGUCCCAAGGUGUUUGGGACCGGCUAUCAGGUUGGCGCAGGCGCUCCCCAGGUGGCUUCGACCGGCUAUCAGGUUGGCGUAGGUGCUCCCCAGGUGGCGGCGACCGGCUAUCAGGUUGGCGUAGGCGCUCCCCAGGUGGCUUCGACCAGCUAUCAGGUUGGCGUAGGCGCUCCCCAGGUGGCGGCGACUGGCUAUCAGGUUGGCGUAGGGGCUCCGCAGGUGGCGGCGACCGGCUAUCAGGUUGGCGUAGGGGCUUCCAAGGUGGCGGCGACCGGCUAUCAGGUUGGCGUAGGUGCCUCCAAGGUGGCUUCGACCGGCUUCCAGGUUGGCGUAGGGGCUCCCCAGGUGGUGGCGACUGGCUAUCUGGGCAAGCAAGUGGCUCCUGCUCUGGUUAAAUCUGUGACUGGAAUGCAAGUGAACCCUGAUAGUGUGAGGGUUGUGUGUGGGGAGGAUUCAGUUAUGGUGGAUGUGCAACAAGACCUUCUAGCUAUUGGCCAGCUGAUCAAUGCAUCAGACAUCACCUUUGGUGGCUGUGCACCCAUUGGACAGGAUGCUUCUGGCACAGUGAGGUUUCUAUCUGCGCUGCAGGCCUGUGGAAGUACACUGACGAUGACUGCUGAUGCCCUGGUCUACAGCUUUGCAUUGAUCUACACACCCAGGGGUAUUAAUGGCCUCCCCAUUGUGAGGACCAAUGGUGCUGUGGUUGGCAUUGAGUGUCACUACUUGAGGAAACAAAAUGUGAGCAGCAAUGCCCUGGUGCCAACCUGGAUCCCCUACUAUGCCACAAUGGUUUUUCUCGCUUCCACCACCACAGAGCUGGUGCUCGGCUCGUUCUCACUUGGUGCCUGUUGA